AUGCAGGUGCAAGAACCAACUGCAGAACGUAUAGCGUCAGCCGAUGUCGCUGCGCAGGCAGCUUACAAAAGGAUGAAUCUCGGUGCGCAGGAGGAGUCAUUGACGCAAAGGAAUAUCCGUAUGCGGGCCUUAAGAGAACUGGAAAAAGAAAAAAAAGAGCGUGAAAGGUCAGAAAAUGUCGAUUCUAGUCUCCGAGAAACGAAACAUUGUGCAGUAGACGAACAGGAAUUUGAACAUUCAAGUGCAAUUAGUGGUGUCUAUUUUACGUGUGACCUUUUUGGUGACGACAAAUUGACUAAAGAUGAGGCCUUAAGAGAACUGGAAAAAGAAAAAAAAGAGCGUGAAAGGUCAGAAAAUGUCGAUUCUAGUCUCCGAGAAACGAAACAUUGUGCAGUAGACGAACAGGAAUUUGAACAUUCAAGUGCAAUUAGUGGUGUCUAUUUUACGUGUGACCUUUUUGGUGACGACAAAUUGACUAAAGAUGAGAAAUAG
Gongylonema pulchrum is the source of this 492-nucleotide messenger RNA. The record is from the annotation of a GenBank genome assembly. NCBI's taxonomy places the organism in Eukaryota, Metazoa, Nematoda, Chromadorea, Rhabditida, Gongylonematidae.